ACCAGCUUCCUGCUAACGCUCCUGGGAAGGCAGUGGAAGGUGUCUCAGGUACUUGGGCUCCUGCCACCUAUAUGGGAGACCCAGGUGGAGUUCCUGGCUCCUGGCUUCAGCCUGGCCCAGCCCCUGCUGUUGGGGCCGUGUGAGGAGUGAACCAGCAGAUGGAAGGUCUCUCCCUCUCUCUCUCUCUCUCUCUCUCUCUGUCACUCUGCCUUUCAAAUAAAUAUUCUUAAGUACUCUCACCCCAUCUUUGUUUUUAGAAGAUUCCUGGGGAUUAUCAUUUUAAAGUUAGUUUGUGCAGUUUAUCUAGGAAAGAUGACAAGCGUAACCUGAUCCUUCUCCUUGUCCUUGAUUUCAGCCUAGAUCGGUUGGUCUGUUCAUAUGGUCGGCAGCGAUGCCUUUGUCAUCUAGAAAAUGAAAAAAAUCAUCUGAUCCUCAUGCUCACAGCUUUGCUUGCACCUGUCUUUCCUCUGGGACCCCCAGCUGACCCAGCUAGCCCAAGAAAGCCCCAGCCAGAGUCUCUUCCCCUUUAUCUCUUCCUGAAACUCUUCCACCCCUUCUCUCUUGCAGAUUCUUGCUAAAAACGACCCUACCCAGAAAGGCUUCCCCGACCGCUCUGUGAUAAGUAGCACAUGGGCAUCAUAGCUCCAGGACCUUGAACUCACAACUCAGUCUUUCUUUGGCUCAUGCUCUGCACUUGCACAGGUCUUGCUCCAUGAGGGUGGCAGCUCCAUCUUCGCACACCUGCCAGGACCCAACCCUCUGGGUUCAUUCAUUCUCCGUCUUCACUCCUCUUCAUGUUACAGAACACUCUGCUGGGCAGCCUUGUGGUCUUCGCCAGCCUCUUGGUGUUGUGCAACACGCAGUGCUAUGUCGAACUCUACGACAAGAACCCGGAGGAUCCCCCUGAUGAAUGCAGGGACCUUGAUGGAGUCACACACAAGCUGAACGUGGAGUGGAAGACUGAGAACUGUUACACAUGUAGUUGUGAUGAGACUGGAAUUCAUUGCUGCAACACUGCUGCCAUCCCCGGAGGUUUUGAUACCACAAAGUGCAAGACGAUCUUCCACAAGAACACUUGCAGCUACUCCGUGGUGGAGCUGGAGAACCCGGACAAGGAAUGUCCAGUCAGCUCGUGGAUCCUGUGAAGAGCUAGCGGCCCCAGGUCCUCCCGCGGGCCCGGACAGCCCGAUGUACAGCCCUGCUUAUCAGUAAAGCAUGUGUGGAGCAAUCACUCGGCUGUGUAUGCAUUGAUUGCGCAUUUUAAAGCAUGUGAACUGAAGAGAAGAAAAGUGGAAUAAAGGUUAUGCCCAUGUGCCCGCACCCAGCGUCCCCCGUCCCAGCGCCGGGCCACCCCUGUGGUUUCUGCCUGCGGCCUGCUCUCUGCUGGGCAAUGAACACAGUCUAUGAGUCUUUGGGAUGAGAUGGAUCCUUUCCCUGUUUGGGGGUGUUUGUGUUUAUCCUCCCUUCCCCUUCAUGGGCGAGGGGCCUCUCUCUCUGCUGUGGCUCCCCACGAGCUGCUGUGUUUGCCUGAGGAUAGAACAGGUCAGAGCAAGGCAGCCGGGAGAAGUGUCCAAGUCCUGGUACAGCACAGGGUUAAAGAGGCCAAGGCUGAGAGGGCGUGGCCUGAGGGAGCCAGGGCUGAUGGGUUGUGGCCUGGGGAAGCCUGGGCUGAGGACCUGGCCUGGGGCAGCCAGGGCUGAAGGGGUGUGGCCUAGGAGCAGCUGGGGCUGAGGGGCAUGGCCUGAGGAGUGAGGGCUGAAGGGCGUGGCCUGGGGCAGCCAGCUCCCCUCCCAGACCACUGAAAACAGUGACUUAAAAAUGCACUGUCAACUUCUGUUCAGCUGGGCCAGGCAGUGAAGGGGCACUGGCUGGGUAUACGUGACAGGUCACCAACAAGCCACUGGCCAUCGGCCUCACAGCGUGUGGGCAGCUGAUAAAGAGCAUUCUCUCCCCUCUGGCCCGGCCCCAUCUAUGCAAACAGGCCACGUGGACGCGCUGAGCAGUGCAGCCGGGCCCCUCGGCGUCUUUGUCCACUCUAGAUCGUGACUUCAGUUAUGUCCAAGCCUUCCUGCAAACUCCGCGCCUGCGUCACGGGCAUAGCCGUGGGCUUCUGGAACAUUCCCCUACUGAGCCCCUCUCCACAGCUCACCUUCUGUAUCCCUGCCGGUGCCUCCGCCACUUUCUACUCGGGCUGCCUUGCCCCUUGUUGAGUGGGACCCAUAAGACCCCCUUUGGGGGCCGUCAUUGUGGUGUGCCGGUUCGAGUCCCAGCUGCCCCACUUCCUAUCCAGCUCUCUGCUAUGUCCUGGGGAAGCAGUAGAAAAUGAUCCAAGUCCAUGGGCCCCUGCACCCACUAGGGGGACCCAGAAGCUCCAGGCUCCUGGCUUCAUCCUGGCUCAGCCUUAGCCAUUGAAGCCAUUUGGGUAGUGAACCCGCAGGUGGUGGACCUCUCUCUCUCUCUCUCUCUCUCUGUAACUCUGCCUUUCAAAUAAAUGAAUUAAU
Oryctolagus cuniculus (rabbit) is the source of this 2501-nucleotide messenger RNA. NCBI's taxonomy places the organism in Eukaryota, Metazoa, Chordata, Mammalia, Lagomorpha, Leporidae. The record is from RefSeq and is a predicted model, not a curated record.